This is a messenger RNA of Auanema sp. JU1783, 1461 nucleotides long. The record is from the annotation of a GenBank genome assembly. Lineage: Eukaryota; Metazoa; Nematoda; Chromadorea; Rhabditida; Rhabditidae.
AUGGCCACAACUGUCGGAACCUGUCCAUACAAUGGACAACAAGCAGCAAACACAUCUUCGACACCAACCCUCAAAACCGUUAACGAAAUUCCUGGACCAAAACGGGUUUCGUUUUUACAGAGACGUCACGAUGUUAAAAAUUAUUUCAAUUAUCUUUUGGAAUUAAAUGAAACUUAUGGUGAUAUUGUAAAAGAAGAGUUCGCGUUCUCCUCAAAACCAGUUGUUCAUGUAUUCAGUCCAGAGUAUGCUGAAAAGGUUUUUCGGACCGACGGUAACCAGCCACAUAUAGUUCCACUACAAGAGACAACCAAGAACUAUCGAACAAUGCGUGGUAUGAACCCUGGAUUAGGCAACUUGAAUGGGGAUGAAUGGUAUCGUUUGCGUUCAGCCACGUCGCAGAUUUUAAUGAAACCGCAAGGAAUGGAGAAAUAUGUGCCCUUUGUGGAACAGGUUGCUCACCACCUUAUUGAUCAUAUCAGAUAUAAUCAGAAUUCGGAUAAUGAGGUGGAUAUGCGAAAAAUUGCUGGAAGAUGGUCAUUGGAAUCAGCGGGACUUAUUGUAUUUGAGCGAAGAUUGGGUGCUCUGAAUGACAACGUUGAAUGGGCAGAUUACUUAACUGGCUUGAAUCAUGAGAUUUUCAAAUUAUCGGCUGAUCUUAAGUUCGCUUUGCCCAUCUUUCGGUUCCUGCCGACUGGGAAAUGGAGAAAAUUGGUGGAGCUUGAGGAUAAAUUCUAUGCGGAGGCACACGUGCUCAUGAAACGGGCAAUAUCUGACAUACGAAAUAAUAAAAUAAAAAUUUCCCAACAAAUGUUGGUUGGAGAACUUGCUAGUCAAAGGACUUUGACUGAGGAAGAUGUCAAAAUUAUAAUGCUCAGUCUGUUUUCGGAUGGAUUGAGCACUACUGCACCCAUGCUCAUUUACAAUCUGUAUAACUUGGCUAAACAUCCUGACAUACAAGACGAGAUACGAAAGGAAGUGAAUUCUGUUUCCAAAAAUGGAGAAGAAUUGGUUUCCGCCAAAAGGAAUAAGCUUCCUAUGCUGAAAGCUUCCAUCAAAGAAACCUUCAGGCUAUACCCUAUUGGGACUGAGAUUUCAAGAAUCCCUCAGAAAAGCGUUACUCUAGGAGAAUAUGUCAUCGAUCCUUUUACACCGAUAGAUAUAAAUACUAACAUACUUACAAGGUCUGCAAAACUAUUCACAAAUCCAAAUGAGUACCAACCUUCACGUUGGCUUCGAGGUGGAGAGAAAGGUGAUUCAGCUCAUCCAUAUGCUUUGUUACCAUUUGGGAUUGGUCCACGGAUGUGUGCAGGUCGAAGAUUCGCUGAGCAAGACUUGCAGAUCGUCCUAUCUCGGUUGAUCCAGAAUUAUAAGAUAAGCUAUAACUAUGAUGGAAUAUCUCAGAUAUAUGAAACAUUACUCUUGCCUAAUGGUAAUUGUCAUUUUAAAUUCGAGCAAAUCUGA